AUGGAAUUUUGCCAACAUUGGGAAUUAGCAAUAGAAACAAAUAGAGAGUUAAUUAAUGUUUACGAGACAAUUUUUUUUGAUUAUUCAAAAUUAUCAGAAUUGUUGAAAAAGAAUGCUUCUUUAUAUGAAAAAAUAAUUAAAGAAUUAAGGUUUGAAUGUAAUUAUUUUUUGAUUGCUUUUUAUGGAAAAAAAUGCCCUUCUUAUUUGGCAAACAAAAAAUUUAUUUUUCGUGGUCAACCAUUAGAAUCUUGGGCUACUUUCAAGCAACGUUUCCUUGCGUCAUUUUCGGAUUUUAAAUUUAUUGAGUCAAUGGAAAUUACUAGUGAGGAGUUGGAAAAAUCAGAAGAUAAACUUGUACAGGUUGGUUAA
Molecule: messenger RNA, 369 nt
Organism: Meloidogyne enterolobii
Lineage: Eukaryota; Metazoa; Nematoda; Chromadorea; Rhabditida; Meloidogynidae
Source: the annotation of a GenBank genome assembly